Molecule: messenger RNA, 918 nt
Organism: Lachancea thermotolerans CBS 6340
Lineage: Eukaryota; Fungi; Ascomycota; Saccharomycetes; Saccharomycetales; Saccharomycetaceae
Product: class I SAM-dependent methyltransferase
Exons: 1
Coding region: 1-918 (305 amino acids)
Molecular function (GO): S-adenosylmethionine-dependent methyltransferase activity
Source: RefSeq, a predicted model, not a curated record
AUGGAUCACCAGAGAAGCCGUCCCAAGUAUAUUCAAUUAACUAGAGAAAUGUCGACGUACUCUGAGAACAGCUUCAACUCUGAUUUUUAUCAGGAAAAAAGACCUCGCUACCCUGAAAGCUUAUACCAAGAAAUUCUUUCCUACCAUAGCGGUGACCUCAAACUUGCUAUCGACGUAGGUUGUGGCACUGGGAUAUCUACUCUUCCGCUCCUCAAGAGUUUUGAGAGGGUUGUUGGAUGUGAUCCUUCUUCAACUAUGCUAGAAUCUGCCAAAAAAUUCAAAGACAAAAUUACCGUGAAAGACAUUAACCGUAUAGAAUAUAGCGUUUGCGGUGCAGAAGACCUCACGUCUUUAUUUGCUUCCGAUUCAAUAGACUUGGUCACAGGCGCAGAAUCAAUUCACUGGGUUGACGAGGAGCGUUUUUUUAAGCAGGCCUUUCAAGUAUUAAAGCCUAAUGGGACACUCGCGUACUGGUUCUAUGUCGAGCCCAUUUUCAUAGAACAUCCUCAGGCGAAUGAAAUAUACGAAGAAUUUGUCUAUGAGGACCCAGCCUACAUGGGCCCUCAAUGGAAGCCGGGAAAGGAGAAACUCAGAGUUUAUGGGGAGCAGAUUAGAAUACCUGAGGACAAAUUCACAGAUAUCGAAAGGCAUGUGUAUCGCCCUUUAGUAUCUAAAGAGAAGACGGCAUACUUUUAUGGUCGGGAUUCGAUGACUGUCGAUGAUUUACGGCAGUACUUGAGGAGCUGGAGCGCCUACCAUACUUGGCAGCAGAAAUUUGGCGAAAAGGGCUGCGACGUCGCGGAAUUAUUGCUUGAUGAGCUCAAAAGCAAAUGCGGCUGGGAUGAAGCCAAUACAAGGCUCAAAGUUGAAUGGGGCACAGCGUACUACCUGGCACGGAAAAAAGCGACAACAAAAUGA